Molecule: messenger RNA, 3796 nt
Organism: Phacochoerus africanus (Common warthog)
Lineage: Eukaryota; Metazoa; Chordata; Mammalia; Artiodactyla; Suidae
Gene: TUBGCP3
Product: tubulin gamma complex associated protein 3
Exons: 22
Coding region: 199-2931 (910 amino acids)
Biological process (GO): meiotic cell cycle; cytoplasmic microtubule organization; spindle assembly
Cellular component (GO): equatorial microtubule organizing center; spindle pole; centrosome
Molecular function (GO): microtubule minus-end binding; gamma-tubulin binding
Source: RefSeq, a predicted model, not a curated record
CGCGUUUCGGCGGGUUCCGUUAAAAUGGCGCCUUUCUUGCCGGCGCUGCCCGCGGGGCCUUAGCCUGUGGGGGCACCGGGAGCCCGCGGGGCGCGGGGAAGACGCCGGCGGCCGGGUCUCCGGGGUGCGCCAGGCUCAGGGCAGAGUGGGCGAGGGCCGGGGGCUCCGCGGGGCCCCCGCUGGCAGGUCCGGGCUAGGAUGGCGACCCCGGACCAGAAGUCUCCGAACGUCCUGCUGCAGAACCUGUGCUGCCGGAUCCUGGGCAAGAGCGAAGCCGACGUGGCCCAGCAGUUCCAGUAUGCCGUGCGAGUCAUCGGCAGCAACUUUGCCCCAACUGUUGAAAGAGAUGAGUUUCUAGUAGCUGAAAAAAUCAAGAAAGAACUUACUCGGCAGAGACGGGAAGCCGACGCGGCGCUCUUUUCGGAACUGCACAGGAAGCUUCACUCGCAGGGAGUUUUGAAAAAUAAGUGGUCCAUUCUCUACCUCUUGCUGAGCCUUAGUGAAGAUCCCCGCAAGCAGCCGAGCAAGGUCUCCGGCUUCGCUGCCUUGUUCGCUCAGGCGCUCCCGCGGGACGCCCACUCCACUCCCUACUACUACGCCCGGCCGCAGUCUCUGCCCUUGAACUACCAGGAGCGCGGCGCGCCGUCGGCCCAGAGCGCGGGCAGCGCGGGCAGCAGUGGCGUCAGCAGCCUGGGCACCUACGCCCUCAACGGCCCGACCCCGCCGCCGCCGCCGCCCGCCCUCCUCCCCGGGCAGCCCCUCCCGGCUCCAGGAGUGGGCGAUGGUCUUCGGCAGCAGCUGGGCUCCCGCCUGGCGUGGACUCUGACCGCCAGCCAGCCGUCCUUGCCGUCCACUACCUCGAAAGCUGUCCCCAGCAGCGGCUCGCGCGGCGCGGCGCGGCCGAGGCGAGAAGGGGAUGCUGCUGCUGGUGCCGUGGAGGUUACGGAGGCGGCCCUGGUCAGAGACAUUCUGUACGUCUUCCAGGGCAUAGACGGCAAGCAUGUCAAGAUGAGCAACGCUGACAACUGCUACACAGUGGAGGGAAAGGCAAACCUGAGUAAGUCUCUUAGGGACACGGCGGUCAGACUUGCGGAGUUGGGGUGGUUACACAAUAAGAUCAGGAAGUACACGGACCAGAGGAGUCUGGACCGGUCCUUUGGACUCGUAGGUCAGAGCUUCUGCGCGGCGCUGCACCAGGAGCUCAGGGAGUACUACCGCCUGCUCUCCGUCCUGCACUCCCAGCUGCAGUUAGAGGACGAUCAGGGGGUGAAUCUGGGCCUCGAGAGCAGCCUGACGCUGCGGCGCCUCCUGGUUUGGACGUAUGACCCCAAGAUGAGGCUGAAGACCUUAGCGGCCCUGGUGGACCACUGCCAAGGAAGGAAGGGGGGCGAGCUGGCCUCCGCCGUGCACGCCUACACCAAGACGGGGGACCCGUACGCGCGGUCGCUGGUGCAGCACAUCCUCAGCCUGGUGUCACACCCCGUCCUCAGCUUUCUGUACCGCUGGAUCUACGACGGGGAGCUGGAGGACACCUACCAUGAGUUUUUCGUGGCAUCGGACCCGGCGGUCAAGGCGGACCGGCUGUGGCACGACAAGUACGCCCUGCGGAAGCCCAUGAUCCCCUCGUUCAUGACCAUGGACCAGUGCAGGAAGGUCCUUUUGAUAGGAAAAUCGAUAAACUUCCUGCACCAGGUCUGUCAUGACCAGACGCCCACUGCAAAGAUGAUAGCUGUGACCAAGUCUGCAGAAUCACCCCAGGAUGCUGCAGAUUUAUUCACAGACUUGGAAAAUGCAUUUCAGGGGAAAAUUGAUGCGGCUUAUUUUGAGACCAGCAAGUACCUCCUGGAUGUUCUCAAUAAAAAGUACAGCUUGCUGGACCACAUGCAGGCCAUGCGGCGGUACCUGCUUCUCGGCCAAGGGGACUUCAUCAGGCACCUGAUGGACCUGCUCAAACCAGAACUUGUCCGUCCAGCGACGACUUUGUAUCAACACAACCUGACGGGUAUCCUUGAAACGGCUGUCCGAGCCACCAACGCCCAGUUUGACAGCCCUGAAAUCCUCAAAAGGCUGGACGUCCGGCUGCUGGAGGUCUCUCCGGGUGACACUGGCUGGGAUGUCUUCAGCCUGGACUACCACGUCGAUGGCCCCAUUGCAACGGUGUUCACCCGGGAGUGUAUGAGCCACUACCUGAGAGCCUUCAACUUCCUGUGGCGGGCCAAGCGGGUGGAGUACAUCCUCACGGACAUCCGCAAGGGGCACAUGUGCAACGCCCGGCUCCUGAGGAGCAUGCCCGAGUUCUCCGGGGUGCUGCACCACUGCCACAUCCUGGCAUCCGAGAUGGUCCAUUUCAUCCACCAGAUGCAGUAUUACGUGACCUUCGAGGUGCUCGAGUGCUCCUGGGACGAGCUGUGGAACAGAGUGCAGCGGGCACAGGACCUGGACCACAUCAUCGCCGCGCACGAGGCCUUCCUGGGCACUGUCAUCUCCCGCUGCCUGCUGGACAGCGACUCCCGGGCGCUUUUAAACCAGCUCCGAGCUGUGUUCGAUCAGAUCAUCGAGCUGCAGAAUACUCAGGAUGCCAUUUACAGGGCCGCCCUGGAGGAGCUGCAACGACGCCUGCAGUUUGAGGAGAAGAAGAAGCAGCGUGAAGCUGAGGGCCAGUGGGGAGUGACCGCUGCCGAGGAAGAGCAGGAGAAGAGGCGGGUGCAGGAGUUCCAGGAAUCUAUCCCUAAGAUGUGCUCCCAGCUGCGUAUCCUGACGCACUUCUACCAGGGCGUCGUGCAGCAGUUCCUGGUGUCACUGACGACCAGCUCCGACGAGAGCCUGCGCUUCCUGAGCUUCAGGCUGGACUUCAACGAGCACUACCGGGCACGGGAGCCCCGGCUGCGCGUGUCCCUGGGCACCAGGGGCCGCCGCAGCUCCCACACGUGAGGCGCCCGCCCGCCUCCUCCCGCGGCCACGCAGCCCUGCCUCGGAUCUGCCGCGGGGCCAGACGGCUUGUCCACGUCGGAGGCGAAGGUGUCCGCAACAUCACUGCGCUAGACAGGCUGGCUGCACUGUUCAGAGUUAUGUUUAAAGUCUUCGUAUUUAAAAUAUUCCACACUUUGUUGAGGCUUCUUCAGCCGUCCACGAUAUAUCUGCCCCUUUUUAAAAAAUCUUCAUUUCUUUUAGAGAAAAUUAGGGCGAUGGAUAUUCAUUCAUCAGUUAAGACGGUAGAUGUCAGUGCUAUUUUUUUAACAUCCUCUUUAGAGAUACGUUUUGUUAAUAUGAUAAAUGAAAUGGAACCUGAAUGUCCCUACUAAGAAAACUAUUAUAUAGAGCACUUUAUUUUGUUUUUUAGUGUAAAAUAUUAACCUCUGUAAGGACCUUUCUAUCUCAGUGCAUUUUCAUGUUUGUCUUUUUUUCUCUUCCUUCAAAGUUUACAUUUUUAUAUUUAAUUUACUCUCUUAGAUCACUUGGAAAAUAGUGUAGAAAAAGAGCAGGUGUGACGUAGAACAAAACAUCCUGAAGCCUGGAUUUCUUGAACCAUCAGCUGAAUCAGCAUGUAAAUAUGAAUGACUAGAAAGCUGAUGAAGUAUUUUAUUUUCAAAAUUCUGAUAAGCGUUGGAGAGCAGCUGACUUGAAUAAUGAAGAUUCUCUUUUUCCUUUGCCUAUUUUUUCAUUGUAAAUAUUUGUAUACUAUUGACCAGAUGUUGGGGGGACAUUUUUUGUAAAAAUGUCAUAUCAGGUCACAUAAAUCUGCCUUUAUCAUGUUGCAUAAGUGAAAACUUAUAAAAUUAAAAGCAAUUAUCUUUCA